Molecule: messenger RNA, 4391 nt
Organism: Pleuronectes platessa (European plaice)
Lineage: Eukaryota; Metazoa; Chordata; Actinopteri; Pleuronectiformes; Pleuronectidae
Gene: large2
Product: LARGE xylosyl- and glucuronyltransferase 2
Exons: 14
Coding region: 1-2253 (750 amino acids)
Biological process (GO): protein O-linked glycosylation via mannose
Molecular function (GO): xylosyltransferase activity; glucuronosyltransferase activity
Source: RefSeq, a predicted model, not a curated record
AUGAACCUGCUGUGUCGCGGGCGCCUGAAGCUGCUGGUGGCGUCUCUCACGGCCGUGGUCCUGCUCACCUGGCUCUACCUGCUGGCUGGAAACCUGGAGAAUGGCCGCUCCCUCCUCCUCGCUCCCUGCCUGGCCGACACGCCGGCGGCUCAGGUCCUGGAGCGAGCCGUCCUGGAGUCCCGGGUCCGAGAGGUGGAAGAGGAGAACCGACAGAUCCGGCUGCAGCUCAGCCAAUCGCAGGGCGCCGCCGCCCAGCAGCCGGACGGGAACUACGCUAACCAGCAGUGGGGGGCGUCGGCAGACACGGGACCUGAGGACGGGGACAACACAGCGGAGGAGAAGAACAACCACACGGAGUGUCCUCGAUCGCCCCCCGUCCAGAAGUGUGAGCUGAUCCACGUGGCGUGCGUCUGUGCCGGUCACAACGCCACCAGAGACGUGGUCACGCUGGUCAAGUCCGUCCUCUUUCACCGGAGAAAUCCGCUGCACUUUCAUUUCAUCACAGACACAGUUGCCAAUCGUAUCCUGAGUUCCCUCUUCAAGUCCUGGAUGGUCCCGUCUGUACAAGUCAGCUUCUACGACGCAGACGAACUCAAGUCCGAGGUGUCGUGGAUACCCAACAAACACUACUCAGGUAUUUACGGCUUGAUGAAGCUGACGCUAACCAAAGCUCUGCCCUCCGACCUGUCAAAGGUCAUCGUCCUGGACACGGACAUCACCUUCGCCACCGACAUCGCAGAGCUCUGGGGCAUUUUCAGGAAGUUUACAGAUAAACAGGUGAUCGGUCUGGUUGAGAACCAGAGCGACUGGUACCUGGGGAACUUGUGGAAAAACCACAAACCGUGGCCGGCACUGGGCCGAGGCUUCAACACAGGCGUCAUUCUCCUCUACCUGGAGCGGCUGCGGAGGAUCGGCUGGGAGCAGAUGUGGCGUCUGACGGCAGAGAGAGAGCUGAUGAGCAUGUUGAGCACCUCGCUCGCUGAUCAGGACAUCUUCAACGCCUUCAUCAAGCAGAACCCGGUGCUGGUCCACCAGCUGCCCUGCUUCUGGAACGUCCAGCUGUCUGAUCACACUCGCUCCGAGCAGUGUUACACCGAGGUGUCGGACCUCAAGGUGAUCCACUGGAACUCUCCGAAGAAGCUUCGCGUGAAGAACAAACACGUGGAGUUUUUCAGGAACCUCUAUCUGACCUUCCUGGAGUACGACGGAAACCUGCUGAGACGAGAGCUGUUCGGCUGCCCGAGUACGGCCGGUCCGCAGAGCGUCCAGCUGCAGACGGCUCUGGAGGACUUGGACGAGGACGAUCAAUGUUACGACUUCCGGCGGGAGCGUCUCACCGUUCACCGCGUGCACCUCUACUUCCUGCAGUACGAGUACACGCCUGCAGAGGACGACACUGACAUCACACUGGUGGCUCAGCUCUCCAUGGACAGGCUGCAGAUGCUGGAGGCCAUCUGUAAACACUGGGAAGGUCCCAUCAGCCUGGCGCUCUACAUGUCCGACGCUGAGGCUCAGCAGUUCCUGCGCUACGCUCAGGCCUCCGAGGUCCUCAAGAACCGCAAAAAUGUCGGAUACCACAUCGUCUACAAGGAGGGACAGUUCUACCCAGUCAACCUGGUGAGGAACGUGGCGCUGAAGAACGCCAACACCCCGUACGUGUUCCUGACUGACGUGGACUUCCUGCCGAUGUACGGCCUCUACGAUUACCUCAGGAAGUCCGUGGUGCAGCUGGACAUGGCUCACACUAAGAAGGCUCUGGUGGUUCCUGCGUUCGAGACGCUUCGUUACCGUCUGUCCUUCCCGAAAUCCAAAGCUGAGCUGCUCUCCAUGCUGGACAUGGGGACUCUCUACACCUUCAGGUAUCACGUGUGGCCCAAAGGUCAUGCUCCUACCGACUAUGCCAAAUGGCGAACAGCCACCACCCCCUACAAGGUGGAGUGGGAGCCGGACUUUGAACCGUACGUGGUGGUGAGACGAGACUGUCCGGAGUACGACCAGCGAUUUGUGGGCUUCGGCUGGAACAAGGUGUCGCACAUCAUGGAGCUGGAUGCACAGGAGUACGACCUGAUGGUCCUUCCCAACGCCUUCAUGAUCCACAUGCCUCACGCUCCGAGCUUUGACAUCUCUAAGUUCCGCUCCAGCUCCAGUUACCGCAACUGUCUGAACACUCUGAAGGACGAGUUCCACCAGGACCUGUCCAGGAAGUACGGCUCGGCCGCUCUCAAGUACCUCACCGCCCAGAGGAACAUCUGAGAGCCGGCGAGUUCCGAGUCCAUCAGCCCCUGAGCUCUGGGAGCUCGGGUACGUACUGACAUGGCAUCGCCUGGUCGGCCAUAGUGACGCCCUGGUGCGAAUAUGACAGAAAAGCUUUACAGCCCCUUUGGAAAUAUGGCAGGCUCCUGUUCAUUAACCCUCGAGACUACGAGACGCAGAGAUGAAGACUUGUCCAGGACGGAGUGACGCGGACUCUUGAAUGCAGGACUGAGCGGGCUGAAGGGACGAUCGGGGAAUGGAGCGUUCACACCGAUCAGACACGUUUUAUAUCGGGAAAAUUACCAUAUUCUUACAAUCUGUUCUGACAAUCAGGGCUUAUUCCAGAAGACUUGAACCAAAACAUCUGGACACUCGACUCAGAGACACUGAGACGGAGCCGAGUGGUUUUCACAGAAGACGAUGGUGUAAGGAGUCGAACUGGAGAAAGAUUUAAGCCUUAUCACUUGACAUAUUUCAUGAUUUUCAUUUUUUUCUAGUGUAAAUCCAAACCAAUGAAUAAUUGCCGACAAUGUUUUGUGUAUAAUUUUUCACGAAAAUCAUUAAUUUUAAAUUUUUCUCUAUUUUAUGACACGAAUAUCCAUCACGUGUGUGCGUGGUCUUUAACAUGCUUCUGCUUAUUGUCGAAAUCAGAUCCUCCAACACGUGAUCAUGUUCUUUUUGUUUUUUCAUCCGUCGGAAAGAAACUAAAAUCUUUUAUGAGAUAAGUCGACACUGAACUGGACCACAGACGUGUGACAGUGAGUUGAUGUGAAUGAAGAUGUUGAAAUGAGAAGAAGUUCAGGAGCUUUUAGUUUCUUUAUGUGUCUGAUUCACUGGGUGAAUGUGCCGUCUACUGAACCUCCCACCCACAACCCUCUGUCUUUUAGUUAAGUCCAAAUCAAACAAUUAAAUUGUUGUUUGAAUAUUGAAUAUUAAUAAUAAUAAUAAUGAUAAUGAAUAUAAAGACGAUCAGUGACUCUAAAUAAAGAUGGACGACACAUCUCCACGUCCUCCUGCCAUACAAAACAAAAAGUGAAUCAACGGUAUACAUUUUAUAUUAUAUUAUAUAUACACCAUGAGUAAAACACAGAAUUUAUCAGAAUCAUUGCCUAAUCAAUUAAAGGGAUUUUUUAUUCAGUACAAAAUGGACAGUUUAAUCAAAAAUAUUCUAAACACAAUUAAAUAACUAUUUAAAACCAAACUCAUUAGAAACAUAAACACUAGAAAAUCAGUGUGUCUACUAUUUUUUUUUUUUGGUCCAUGUCCAAUCUGCUAACAUGAAGGAGACGGAAUUUACGAACUGUACUGCAGCUAGCCACAAGGGGGCGUUCUAUCUCAUAGUCCAUCUUUAUUUACAGACUCAGGAGAGAGGACGUGGAGUUUACUGAUCUGAUUUUAAAACGUAGCAGAAGGAAACUGUUGUUUCAUUUAAGUUGGAUUUUACCUGUUUUGAUUUGUCUUUUUUCCAAUGUUUGUUUGUUUGUGUCCGUCCCAUCGACCGUGUUGAUAUUUUUAUAAAUUGUUGUCGGUCAUGAAAGACGUAGAAUCCAAAUCCAUGGUUUUAAAUCAUAUUUAUAUAAGUAUCUGAAUCUGAGGAUCUCUCCGUGUAAAUGCAGGUUCAUCAAAGGGUUUAUUUCGAAAAGCAGAACAAACUUCAUUUUAUUUUGAUAGCCAGUCAUGUUGAUGGGCCUUCGUCGCCUCUCGGGGGGGAAACCAGCUUUAACAUCCACUUUUAUUUUAGUUUUUCAUCUGUAUCAUCUUUUAAUUCUGUUAAAAAUCAUCUUCUCAUCCAUCAGAGCGUCGCUUUAUUUCAUGAUCCUUCAUCCAAACAGCAGUGAUUCACAUUGAGUUCCACUGAGAACCAGAGUCGGGGGCAGAACACGAGUGACGGCUCGUUCUGAGUUUAUGUUCUGAUGACGAGUGUCCUGCGGAGCCCCGCCCCCUCCCACGCCGCCUCCAUUGACUUGUUGUUGAUUGUGGUAAAUGCUAGUGCCUUUGCUGUAUUGUGAAACUGGAUAUUGAUUGUACUGUUGAUCUGACAGGGCCUCGGGACAGUCAGGCGCUCUAUUUAUUAUUGUUGACUCAAAUCAAUCAUAUUUUUCUAUGUAAGUGCUUUAAAUAAAUUUGCCCUUUUGUAA